AUGAGAGUAAAUUCUGUUGCAAUUGGCUUGUCAGUUGCUUUUACGCUUAAUAUUACCUUGAUGCUGCACUUGGUAGCGUGCGAUGAUUGGUCGCUGUCAUGUGCCUCAAAUUGUACCUGCAAAUGGACGAAUGGAAAGAAAUCGGCCAUCUGUAGUUCAUUACAAUUGACUGCCAUCCCAACAACGUUGAGCACUGAACUGCAAGUGUUGGUGUUGAACGAUAAUCACAUACCCUAUUUGAAUCGGGAAGAAUUUGCCAAUCUAGAGCUCUUGAAUUUACAAAGAAUAUAUUUGAAAAAGUCUGAGGUACAGUAUGUGCACAAGGAGGCAUUUAAGGAUCUAAAGAUUUUGGUUGAAAUCGAUUUAUCCGACAAUAGAAUAGAAAUGCUAGACAAGGAUACAUUUAUGGGAAAUGAUCGUUUAAGAAUAUUAUAUCUAAAUGGAAAUCCUCUUAAAAAAUUGGUGGCAUAUCAAUUUCCGGUAUUGCCACACUUGAGAACACUUGACUUGCAUGAUUGCCUGCUGUCAUAUAUAGAUCCCAUGGCAUUGGCAAAUCUUAAUAUGCUAGAGUUUUUAUAUUUAAAAAAUAAUUUACUGGAAAGUCUAAGUGAAUACGUAUUUCAGCAUAUGACCAGCUUAAAGACAUUGGUCUUGGACGAGAAUCCCUGGCAGUGUAAUUGCAAAUUGAGAAAAUUUCGCACCUGGUAUGUCAAUAGCAAGUUGUAUAGCGAAAGUCUGCUAUGUAAGGGACCACCACAGCAUAAAGACAAAACCUGGGAUAAUGUCGAGGAAGAUCAGUUUGGCUGUUCACCCAAAGUAGAGAUAUUCAAUAAUGAAGAUGUCCAGAACAUUGAGAUUGGUAGCAAUGUCACGUUUAGCUGCUUGAUAUACGGGGACCCUUUACCGGAAAUUUAUUGGGAACUGAAUGGGAAAAUCUUGGACAGCGAUAAUGUCAUGUUUGAAGCUGAAGCUAUUGCUUCUGAUAAACUGUGGAGUAACCUGACUGUGUUUAAUAUGACCAGUUUAGAUGCUGGCACAUAUGUUUGUUCCGGCACGAAUGUGGUGGGAGUGGGCUCUCAAAAUAUAAGUAUUUAUCUUACGGAAAUUGUACAACAUGUUCUCGUCAAGACGCCGGAAACAUUCUGGUAUUUCGGUUUAAUAAUGGGUACUUUUGGUACUGUGUUUUUGCUGAUUCUCAUUUCAUUUGUGGCAUGCCUAUGCAAACGAACAACCCGCCAAAGACGACAUCCCAGUAAAACCGGCGUCAAGCCCAGUGUUAGUUUCAACGACCAAGAGAAAAAGUUACUAGAUUUAAGCAUCACAACCACGACUAACGAUAGAGUAGACAGUUGUCUAGACAACAACCACAGCACUGCCACGGCUAUGAGCAAAGCAGAGUCAGUAAUGGGUUUUGAGCCAAUUGAAAUUCAUUCGUCGGAUAAUCAUAGAUCCAGUGUUCAUGGUCAUCAUGCCCUUAUGAUGGGAGCCCAUCAUCAGUUGUCGCAUCAACAGCAAAUGCAACAUAAUCAUUCCCAUAUGCCACCCACUAGUAAUGCUGGAUCCCAUGUGUCCAACCAUCCACAACAAUUAAUGGCUGUAAGUGAUGGAUCCUGUAGUGUAGUCGGUAUCCCCACUUCUAUGGCAUCUGCAGUAACAUCAGACGGACACAACAAUCAUAUAUCAGAAGAAUUUCCUCUGAAUGUUGGAGUAUUUCCACCGCCACCAGAGUUCUGUUCGAAUAUUGUGACGAACCCAACAUACGGCAAUAUCUUCAUUAGUGUGUCGGUAACUCAAGACAUGCUUGAUGGAGCUGAUAUCAGCAUGUAUCCGGACUUAUUGAACAUACCCCAAAGACUACAGGACAAUGGCAUGUCAUCAGUAGUUGUUACCCAGACUACAAGCAACACGAAGCAAAUGAAUUCUCAUGGAUCUGAUGCGAUGUCGCCACCACCACCAUCACUGCAGCAGCAUCAACAGCAGCAGCAACAACAAUUACCUUCGUCUUCAAUAGUAGGCAACCACUCUUCCGUUAAUGUUAAUUCAUUUGCCACACUGCCGCGCAAUAACCAGAGAAGAGGAAUCCUCAAGAAGGAUUCGUCUUUGCAGCAUCAGCACCAACAGCAGCUACCACAAACCAAUCUCUACACUCAUGAUGAAAUCGUCUCCUACCACAACCUGGAUACAACAUACAGUCAAGGCUAUCAAGAGCACCAAACCGAUCUAAUUGGCCUUCCACCACCGCCACCUCCACCAUCAGUGAAAUGCCAUCAUGGCCAACAUUCAACAAAUGCUACCUCCAAGCCUUGCUCAGGUUGCAUGUCAACAGCUUUACAGCCACCAUCCGCCUGCACCAGCCCGCCCAAAGAUGUCACACCCCUAAGACCCCUCUACAAAACGGCAAAUGGUUCGGCGUGCUUAAAAUACGACAAUAUGGGUAGACGAAUAACGGCCAGUGGCAACUCGACUCUCUCCUUGCCCGACGAAGAACGCCUAGAAAGUGAAACACUGUUCAACGAUGGUAAUCCGCUGACAAAGACUCCCGCCUCCAAAGUAGCCACUAAACUACAAGACUGCCAAUCGUCAUCCCCAACGCCGACGUCAGCGGUAUCACAAAAUAAGGCUGGAUCGAAGAAUAUGGAAACAGGCGGUGAAUUUGUUUCACUCUAG
Messenger RNA from Calliphora vicina (urban bluebottle blowfly), 2667 nucleotides. It is a transcript of the gene kek6, whose product is annotated as kekkon 6. The transcript is spliced from 2 exons. Gene Ontology annotation, molecular function: protein binding. The record is from RefSeq and is a predicted model, not a curated record. Lineage: Eukaryota; Metazoa; Arthropoda; Insecta; Diptera; Calliphoridae. The coding region runs from base 1 to 2667 and encodes 888 amino acids. Gene Ontology annotation, cellular component: extracellular matrix.